Messenger RNA from Naegleria gruberi, 1044 nucleotides. RefSeq lists its product as uncharacterized. The record is from RefSeq and is a predicted model, not a curated record. The transcript is spliced from 2 exons. The coding region runs from base 1 to 1044 and encodes 347 amino acids. NCBI's taxonomy places the organism in Eukaryota, Heterolobosea, Eutetramitea, Acrasida, Naegleriidae.
AUGCAUCUCCAGAAUGGAACCAACACGAUUUGUUCAUCAUCAUCGGAAGAAGAUUUGGGGAAGAUAGCGAGUGGUGUAGAAUGGAAGGAAUGUAAAUGGUGGGAAAAUAAGGAAGAGAAUAUCGAGCAUUUGGCAAAUUAUUGUUCCUCUUCCGAUCAAUUAAAAGUAUUACAAUUUAAUAUUUUGAAUGAUGAUUUGGUGAAUGAAACUCUUACUGAAAAAAUUGCUACCCAUAAGAGAUUUGAUUAUAUUGCUCAUAAAUUGUUGCCAAAUUCAAAUGCAGAUGUGAUUUGUUUGAAUGAGGUGGGAAAUGGAUUUUUGAAGAAAUUAUUGGAUGAAUGUUCUGAUGGUUGGAUGAAAGAUGGAAAGUAUUUCUAUAUUUCUCAUUUGGAUCAAGAAAGAUUCUUUGAUAUUCCAUCUAAUAAGGUCAUUCCUGAAGAGCAACAAAAGGUAUCAAAAAAGAAUGCAAAGAAAGCUGUUGAUGAUGCUACUCAAAUGACAGUGGAGAAGGCUUCAUUUGUUAAUUUGGUUAUUUCAAGAAUUCCAUUCACUCAAUCUCAUAAUUAUUACUAUCAGAAUGAUUUAGUUUACUCUAGGAGACCUGCUAAUGUUAUUACUCUCGCCAAUCAAAUGGUAAUGGUCAAUUUGCACUUGAAAGCUUACAAAGAAUGCCAUCCUAUCAGAAAGAAGCAAUUGAAAUGUAUCUAUUCACUAUUUAGAAUUCCAAGAGUUGAUUUCAAAAUGCAUGAAGAAAAUAAGGAAAGUUCUCAAAGCUCAACAAUUUUGGAGGACGAAAGCAGAUUUACCUAUCAUUUUGGUAUUGAGGAGUUAAAUCCAAAAUCUUUGCUCUUUACUGAGAAGAAGGAAUUUUCAGAAAUUUAUGAAAAUGUAAAAUAUGUAUUGAUGUGUGGAGAUUACAAUCUUAAUCAUGAUUUUGAGGAACACAUGAUUUCUGAUUAUGAUCUAGAGGAUGUAUAUGCCAAACUAUAUCCAGAAAAGAUUGGAUCAAAGACUCUCGAGGAAGAUGCAGAUAUGACAGAAUGA